Psammomys obesus (fat sand rat) is the source of this 1487-nucleotide messenger RNA. Its product is annotated as zinc finger protein 431-like. Bases 1 to 762 code for a protein of 253 amino acids. The transcript has a single exon. The record is from RefSeq and is a predicted model, not a curated record. NCBI's taxonomy places the organism in Eukaryota, Metazoa, Chordata, Mammalia, Rodentia, Muridae. Gene Ontology annotation, biological process: regulation of DNA-templated transcription. Gene Ontology annotation, molecular function: DNA-binding transcription factor activity, RNA polymerase II-specific; RNA polymerase II cis-regulatory region sequence-specific DNA binding.
AUGAAACCCUAUGAAUAUAUUCAAAGUGAUAAAGCAUGUCAAAGUCUUCAUCAAGUACAUAGAUCUCAUACCAGAGAAAAAAAGCAUGGAUAUCAUCAAUGUGGUAAAACCUUUACAUGUCCCAGUUAUCUUCAAAACCAUGAAAGGAGUCAUUGUGGAGAGAAACUCUGUGAAUGUAAUGAAUGUGGUAAAGCCUUUAUGUGUAAUAGUCAUCUUCAAAUUCAUGAAAAAUUCCAUACUGGAGAGAAAUCCUAUGAAUGUAAUCAAUGUGGUAUGGUCUUUGCAUAUAAAAGUUUGCUUUAUAGGCAUGAAAGGCGUCAUACUGGAGAGAAACCCUACGAAUGUAAUCAGUGUGGUAAAGCCUUUGCAUAUAAAGGUGUUCUUCACAGGCAUGAAAGACGACAUACUGGAGAGAAACCCUAUGUCUGUAAGCAAUGUCAUAAGUCCUUUGCAGAAAAGAGUGCUCUUCACCGGCAUGAAAGAAUUCACACUGGAGAGAAACCCUUUGAAUGUAAUCAAUGUGGUAAAGCUUUUGCAGAUGAUAGUUCUUUUCACCGACAUAAAAUAAUUCAUACUGGAGAGAAACCCUAUGAAUGUAAUCAAUGUGGUAAAGCCUUUACACGUAAAAGCGAUUGUCAAAUUCAUGAAAGAAUUCAUACUGGAGAGAAACCCUUUGAAUGUAAUGAAUGUGGUAAACCCUUUGCAUGUAACAGUGAUCUUCGGAAACAUGAAAGAAGUCAUAGUGAAGAGAAACCCUAUUAAUGUAAAGCUUUUGCACAAAACAGUAGUCUUCAGAAACAUGAAAGAUUUCAUACUGGAGAGAAACCCUAACAAUGUAAUCAAUGUGGAUAAACCUUUUCACAGAAGUGUUGUCUUUUGAGUCAUGAAAGAAAUCAGGUGGACUAAAACCAUAUGAACAUAAUCGAUGCCCUAGCUGCAUCUUGUAGCAACCUUUAAAAACAUGAAAGAAUUCACAGUGGUUAAAAAAAAACAAAAACAAAAACCUGAACCUAAUAAAUGAAAUAGAGCUUUGCACUCCACAUACGUUUUUCCCACUAAGCUAUGUCACUGGGGCUUCAGUGACAUAGAAGAAAGAUUAGUAGAAACACUCCACCAUUAAAAUACUGGCUCCUUUUCAAAUUGUAAACCUGUUGUAUUCGAGAAUACAGAAAUAUAGGAAAUGAUUCACCACUUAAAAAUAAUACAUUGAAAAUUUUCAAGAAAUAUUACUGCUUAAAUCUUACAUUAUCCUUUCACUGUCUGAUUCAUAGAUGGGUCAUUUAGAAAACAUGUCUCAUCUGGUCUUAGUGUUUCAUGCUUGUAAUCCUACAACUAGAGUUAGGUAGAUCUUUCUUGAGUUUGAGGCCAUCUUGGGGCACAUAGAGGGACCAUAAUUAUGUAUAGAAACCCUGUCUCCAAAAGUACCUGAAAAGGGAGGGUUGGGAAGAUUUUUUUUUUCAGAGUAGUAGGGUUCAGUUCUCAGCACA